GAUUGAUCGUUAGCCCAGUCGUGUCCCAACCUCAAAUUAAGGUCUGUUCUUAACCAUUCCGUCAUUUUGACGGUUUAAUAAUUUCCAAAAUUUUUCAAUUUUGGAAACCUAUUACUUGUUUGUGUGUUUCUGCAACGGUAAACUUGUUCGUUAGUGAUUAAGACUUAAGUGCAACUUUUCUGUACAACAUGGAUUUACAUGAUCAAUCAAAUGUGGGCAAUAUAGUGCAGUCAAUAUUCAGUACCUGUGAUAUUGAUAAUAUCGAUUUGGUGCCAGUCUCCAAGUUAAUCGAGUUUAUUAGGCCAUACUUAUUACAAGAUUUAGAAGCUUUGGAGAACUUGCAACUUUUAUUAGACCCAUUCAAUACCGAAGCGCUGAUCACGAGUGAACAGUUCUGCGAAGUUAUGACCAAUUGGUGUCAAACAUUGGCGUCACCCACAGAGGGUGAAACCGAAAACUCCGAAUUCAAUAAAACUCCCUGUAACCCAGCGAGCAUUGAUAUGCUUGACCUGCCCUACACCCAUUCCACUCCUAGAGCGAGUUUAGGAGACAAACUUGCACUCAGGUGCAAAGAUUUGCUGAAUUUGUCCAAUGUGUCCGGCUACAGCUUGUCGACGAGCCGCGUGGAAGAAUGUGAACCGGACAAAACGAUUCUGGAAGAGGAAAACAAAAUGCUGAAACAGCAACUGUCCAAAACCUCCCAUGAACUGUUGAUGAUCAAGCAGCAGCUGGCUGCUUCUGAAGACAUCAAUGAGCAGUUACAGCAGGAUUUGGGCAAGGCCAAUCGAAUCCUGCAACAAGAACAGCAAGCCAACGAACAUUUAACCAAAGACAUCAAGUACAGCGAAGAUUUGCGCGAUGAGUUGUCUUACUGCAAAAAACACAUCGGCCAGCUGAAGAGCAAACUUGAACAAUCACAAAAGGAAGUUUUGUUUACUCAGAAAUUGAAUAAUGAGCUAGAGGAAGAGAAGUGCAAACUUGAGAAAAAAGCCGAAGCAAGUUCUAAAUACCGAGAACAAAUGGAAAAUGAGCUCAUCGGCGCCAAGAACGAAGUGAAUAGUAAAGCGGUGCAACUGCAAGAGCAGAAUGAAAUGUUCAGUGCGUUGCAGCGUGAUUUCGCCCGUCAGAAAGACAUUAUUGAUCAGCUAAUGGAAGAAAACAAUAGAUUGAAUCAGCACAAGGUAACACUGGCCCGGACAGUGGAAUCAAAGUCCUUCGAUCAGGAAGAAAAAUUCACCAUUCUGGGCAACAGCGAAGAAUCCUUCGAGCUGGAACUUGACCCAGAACUUAUAAAAACUAAUGGAAACUCAGCUGAUCAAGCCCACAAGUCCCUAUACACAGAAAUAUGCAAAACCAGACCGCUGGCAGAUUCAUCCUACUCAGAGCUUAUCAUGCAGGGCGACAAGCUGGAACUUAAGACCCUACUAGAGGCAGACAAUUGCCGAUUCACCUUACGAGGAAUAGAGCAAGAGCUGAAGAAAACCGAGAACGCUCUCGAAGUAAAAUCCAAUCAGUGUGAUGCUUUAGAAAAACGUCUGGCCGAAGUGCAGGCAAAACUGAUAGAGUCCGAAACAUCACUCAAGAACCACAAUCAGGCGCUGCAAGUAAGUGAUUUACUUAAUCACCGGUCCCACAUAUAACGAUUUACGUGUGGGUCAAUACAAAAAGCCUUUUUAAAAAAGGUCUUUAUUAGAAGCAGGAUACAAAUGAACUGGUUUCGCUUUGU
This is a messenger RNA of Dendroctonus ponderosae (mountain pine beetle), 1726 nucleotides long. RefSeq names its product ankyrin repeat domain-containing protein 26. Lineage: Eukaryota; Metazoa; Arthropoda; Insecta; Coleoptera; Curculionidae. The coding region runs from base 189 to 1640 and encodes 483 amino acids. The transcript is spliced from 10 exons. The record is from RefSeq and is a predicted model, not a curated record.